Molecule: messenger RNA, 933 nt
Organism: Peniophora sp. CBMAI 1063
Lineage: Eukaryota; Fungi; Basidiomycota; Agaricomycetes; Russulales; Peniophoraceae
Source: the annotation of a GenBank genome assembly
AUGGCCAUCGUAUCAUUCGCGAGCUUUCCGGUACCUCCGCCUGCAAGAGAGACGCCCGAGGAUGAUGGUGAAGAUGCGUACAUGGACCUUGAUGAUCCUACCUCUUCGGGCGCGAAACUGGCGGCGCCCGGUGAGGCAAUUACCAGCGCUCAGGCCUUUAUGCGAGGGCACGGGACGUAUAUCGACAAAGAAGAGGUAGUAGCAACCGUUGCUGGCACUGUAGAGCGCGUUAACAAGCUCGUCACCGUCCGGCCGUUGCGAACAAGAUACAGCCCUGAAGUCGGCGACUUGGUUGUUGGGCGUAUCACGGAGGUGCAACCGAAGCGUUGGAAAGUCGACGCGAAUGGACGGCAAGAUGCCGUUCUCAUGCUUUCGAGUGUGAACUUGCCCGGUGGCGUACAACGGAGAAAGCUUGAAAGUGAUGAGCUGCAAAUGCGUACCUUCUUCGAGGAGGGUGACCUGCUCGUUGCCGAAGUGCAGGCCUUCUUCCAAGACGGAGCAAUGAGUUUGCACACGCGUUCCCUCAAGUAUGGCAAGUUGAGGAACGGAAUGCUCGUGACGGUGCCGCCCAUCUUGGUCCGGCGUCUCAAGAGCCACUUUGUGGCCCUGCCCAGCGGCGUGGACCUCGUUCUCGGCUUGAACGGUUACAUCUGGAUCUCGAAGCAUGUGAAGGAAUUCGAACAGGAAGGAGAGGAGGGCUUCGACGCGGAGGCCGUGUACUCAAACAAGAACGAUGAUAUUGACGAUGCGACAAGGACGGCAAUUGCACGGGUCGCAAACAUCAUACGCGUAUUGUCGGCACAUUCUUUGCCUUUGACAGAUACGGUCGUCCUUGAUGCAUACGAAUGGGCAGUCGAGCAAAACGUCGAGGUGAAGGACAUUCUGCGAGACGAUAUGUCCGAGGCCCUCGUCACUGCCAUUCCGUACCGAUGA